Messenger RNA from Brienomyrus brachyistius, 4179 nucleotides. RefSeq names its product solute carrier family 22 member 5-like. The coding region runs from base 1388 to 3088 and encodes 566 amino acids. Gene Ontology annotation, molecular function: transmembrane transporter activity. The record is from RefSeq and is a predicted model, not a curated record. Gene Ontology annotation, biological process: transmembrane transport. Gene Ontology annotation, cellular component: membrane. The transcript has 13 exons. NCBI's taxonomy places the organism in Eukaryota, Metazoa, Chordata, Actinopteri, Osteoglossiformes, Mormyridae.
CUCACCACACACUAAGAUGCUACUUAUAAAAUCAGGAUUUAUGAGCACAUGACUUGAAAUAACCUGUUUGCGCUCAGAUUGGCACAGAUCUCUGGCAGAUUGUGCAAUAAUUAAAAGCCAGAGUUCAGUACCCAGUGUCAGUCUGUGUGAAAGUUUAUCCCUCUUGCUCAUCUGUCUAGUGCUCAGAUUUUUGUUUUGGAUUUACAGCAACCAGUCUAUGCAGCAGCUUCCAUCCCCUGGAACUGUCCCUCAUUGAGGAACAACGGAGAUCACGCUGUCCCAGAGCUGAACAUUCCUGAGACUGAUUUGGCCGGACCUGUGUUGGUGAGGGGAAGAGAUGGACCUGGACAGUGACGCCCCAGGGCUACACAGAGUCACCUAGCGUGUGCAGGAGCUGGGAAAAAUUUGGAGGGGUUUUCUGCGCCCAGGGGCAGCGCACUGGUACAGCAAAUUCUGUUAUGUUCCUACGGGCUCCCCCUCUUCCCUACGCGGAUGAUCCUCUUCUUCCCGCCUGGCUCUACGACCCUCAGCCCCAGGUUGUCAUCAAUGUGACCAGCGACGCCAACACCGCUGGUGACUCCUGUUCCAUCCAGCCGCCACCAGCCCGCUUCGACCCACUGCGCACUUCACUUGUUUGUGAACAGCCCGGAUCUGGCGUGUUCAAAAGGGGGGAGUGUGGAAGUAAAAUUGGACAUUGGUAGGACCGGGAGGGAGGCAUAUUGGGUCUGUUAUGUCUUAGGCCUUAGGCAAGUAGAGAUUGGUCACAAACCAAUCAGGACUUAGAAGUCCUUAUUGGGAAUUGGGAGUUAUGGUUUAUCAACUGGUUGCUCUGUGUGCUCUAUGUGACGUGGUACAAAUUGCGAGAGUGUGACGGGAGCGCUUUGCUGGAUGGCUGGAAUGUCCUUUACUCACCAAACUGAGACGUCCAGACUUUUAUUGUAAGUGAUUCUUUGUGUUAUCAGAGAGGUUGAUUUAUAAUUUUUCUACCACAGAACGUUUUGCUGGGCCGAGCCCAGCUACCCACACUUAGCUACAUAGCUACUUACACUGAAAGCCUGGUGUUUGUUUAACACAGGGCAUGUCGGUCAGAUAAAACGCCAUUUCAAAGAAAAGGCAUUGGUGUUGUUUAUUUUGACACGCUAACUAAACAGAGUGAGGUGUGCAGAUAAUGAGUCUGAGAAGCCUUCAAAGGAAACGAUGACCUCUUAAUGACUUAAAAAAACCCAGCCAUUUCAGGUGGCAUGUUGCUGGGUGCAUAGGCAUCUAUAUGGUUAUGCAAUAAAGUGAGAUAAGUGCAGAGUACAAUGUGAAAUGCCUGCACACUGUUAUUUACACCUCAUCUGACAGAGAGAGUCUCAGCCUGUUUGCACACUUUUCCAACACUGAAAUGGAAAAUUACGAAGAAAUCACGUCGUUUUUAGGGGAGUGGGGGCGCUUCCAGAUGUGCGUCUUCUUUCUGCUGAGUCUAACCUUCAUCCCUCAGGGUUACUUGAGCUUGUCGGUGGUAUUUCUGGCUGCCACGCCGCAACACCACUGCGAGGUGUCCUCCACAUACGGCGAGAACAUCAGCGACUACAUCCCGCACGAAGGGACGAGCAGGGACCGGGUACUCAGCAGGUGCAGGCGAUACAAGCACCUCAAUCGGACCGCGGCCGGCUGGGCAAACGAAACGGAGGGAUGCCUGGACGGAUGGAGGUUCAGCGCCGACACGUACAAGUCCACCAUCGUGACGGAGUGGAGCUUGGUGUGCGAAGAUUCGUGGAAAGUGCCUUUCGCCACCUCUCUAUCAUUUUUUGGGGUAGUGGCAGGGUUGCUGAUAUCUGGGCCGAUCUCUGACAGGUUUGGCCGGAAGCUGGUUUUUUUUGUCAGUCUGGUGCUGCAGAACACAUUUGCAGUGCUUCAGGCGCUCUCUAGCAGCUGGGAGUGGUACUGCACCUUCUACUUCUUUGUUGGAAUGGCAUGCACCUCCAGCUACAUGUCUGCCUUCAUUCUUGGUUCCGAGCUGCUCGGUAAGUCCACCCGAGUUUUGUUCUCUUCCCUGGGGGUCUGCAUCUGCUACGCUCUCGGCUACACCUGUCUCCCCAUCUUUGCCUACUUGAUUCGGGACUGGCGGAUGCUGCAGAUGGCCCUGUCGGUUCCUGGGUUCUUCUGCAUUCCACUGUGGUGGCUCAUCCCGGAGUCCCCUCGCUGGCUGCUCUCUCGUGGUCACGUGGAGGAGGCUGUAGCCAUCAUCCAAGCCAUCGGCAAGAAAAAUGGUGUCAGCGCUCCAGAGGUUAUCUUCAAGACGGAAGAUUGCUCUCAGCCGCUGAGAAAAACAGAGCCUCAGAGGGUGUACACCAUUAUCGACCUCAUCAGGACAGCUAAUAUCAGGAACAUCACUAUCCUGAACACCAUUGUUUGGAUUGUCACGUCCAUGACCUACUACGGCCUUUCCCUGAACACCCCCAACAUGGGUGGGGACCCCUACCUGAACUGCUUCAUCUCCGCCGUGUCAGAGAUCGUGGCCUACGUGGCCACGUGGUUCUUCAUGAGAUACACCGCCCGCCGCUUCACCCUCAUCUUCCUCUUCCUGUUGUCGGGGGUGACGCUUCUCAUCAUCAAAUUCGUCCCUGAUGAGCUGGACGCAGUGGUGCUGGUUCUGGUCAUGGUGGGUAAGGGGGGCAUCACUGCAGCCUACUGCUUCAUCUACGUCUACUCCACGGAGAUGUUCCCCACUGUACUGCGGAACACAGGCGUUGGCUUCAUCUCCACCGCCGGACACACUGCCAGUAUCCUGUCCCCUUACGUCGCCUACAUCGGAGAUUACAACAAGGUCGCCCCAUACAUCCUGAUGGGCAGCGUCACCGUCUCGGUGGCCUUCCUGAGUCUGCUGCUUCCCGAAACCAAAGACAGUGAGCUUCCAGAGCUCAUCAGCCAAGUCAAACCCAUCAUGUGGUGCGGUUCAGAAAGUCGCCCGUCGUGUUUCCAUAAGCAGACUUUAUUGAGCAAAUGUGUAUCAGAAGACUCAGACAGCUGUUGGACAGAGAUCCCGAAGCUGGAGACUGGAGUGGUCGAGACAGGCCGAGAUGACAGCAAGUCACAUGACUAAAUGUCACGGGUCCAGAACAGCCGCUGGAAUGAUGCUGACAAUCAAUAUUAUUCCUAUGGACUGGAGACUAGCUUUUGUGUCUUAGUUCUGGUCUGUUCCAUUUUUCCUGUCUUACGUCUCACCAGAGCCUGGUUUUGGUUGUCUGUCAUAGUGAUGGUUCAGUCUGUCCAGUCUCAGUGUCUGUUGACUCAUCCAGAUCAGGCCAAUCCCUUCGUACUGGAGAGCCAUAAAAGCUGAGCAUCUUCGAGGAGAAAUUCGGUGCCGAAUGACACCGAGUUCCUGAAUUUACAACAUCGCCGGAGCAAUUCUUACGGACAUUAUUAACAAAAUGUUAUUUUUUUUACCACAGACCUGGUAAAAACUUAUUUAAAAACUUACCUUUAAUAUUUUUUUUUCCAUAAUCAGAACCUUUUGCCACAAACACAUUUAUCCAUGUAUGGACAGGGUCAGGAUUGCUGAGCAGCACUCAUGGAGAUGCAUGCCUGGCUCAUAACACGUGGCUAUGCGAGAGUCACGCUUGCAGGACUUAGUCAUAUCUAUCGACCCUGGUGUGGCAUUUAGAACAUUCUGGAACUCACCAUUACAUACUCUGGAUGGGCCUUUCUCCUGAAGGUCCUGUUGCUCAUCAUCUCCUAACCCACUGCAAACAGUCAAUAAAUUCUUCAGUCAGAACUUCUCAUCUAUGUAUGACUGCAAAUGGCCAGCAGAGGGAGCUGUCUGGGAUGAAUAAAUAAAUAAAUAAGUGAAAACUCACACUCAAAUAUAGACCAGGGCUACAAGGUGUCGGGAAUUUGGCUACAGCCACGCAUUUUAAAUAUUAACUCACCUGUUUUCUGGACUGCCUGGAGCGUAACCACCACAUUGUGGCAAAUUAAAGAGUUUAGCGCCCUUUGCGUUAAUUUGCAUGGGGACCAAGUUGAGCAGGAUGUAAUUGUGAGCCAAAAGCUGUGUUAAAUGCCAUGCAGAUUCAUCAACCAAUCAGAAAGGCUACCAGCCUUAACUCAUUUUAUGGAUAAUUCUGUUAAGUGGAAAAACACUUCUACCCUACCAACAAAAUUAUAAUACCAACAAUAAACAAAAUCAGCCCAGUA